Messenger RNA from Poecile atricapillus (Black-capped chickadee), 971 nucleotides. RefSeq names its product tumor suppressor candidate 1 (gene TUSC1). The record is from RefSeq and is a predicted model, not a curated record. The coding region runs from base 1 to 564 and encodes 187 amino acids. NCBI's taxonomy places the organism in Eukaryota, Metazoa, Chordata, Aves, Passeriformes, Paridae. The transcript has 2 exons.
AUGAGGCGCAUGCGCGCGGUGGGCGGGCGCUGGGGCGGCGGCGCGGUGCGGGGGGAGCGGGCGGUACUCGGGGCCGCCGCCGGGAGCGGCGGGGCCGCGGAGGCGGCCGAGGCGGGCGGCGGGCGGCAGGGCUGGCGGGGCGAGUCGCGGGGCUCGCCGCAGCAGCUGGCGGAGCGGUACGCGGACUUGGCGGCCAGCCACAGCGAGGCGCUGCGGCAGCGCGAGGAGCGCGAGUGGCACAACGCGCGGCUGCGCCAGGAGAACGCGCGGCUGCGGCUGGAGAAUCGCCGCCUGCGCCGUGAGAACCGCUGCCUCUUCCGACAGGCCCUGCUGGGGCCCGGCCCUGAUAAGCCACCCGCCGACCCGGGCGAGGAGGCGGAGGCCCUGCGCGCCCAGCUGGGGCGGCUGCAGGAGAAGCACCGCCGGGCCUUGCGGCACCUGAGGCGCUGCCGGGCCGCAGGCGGGCCCGAGGCCUCGGGAGCCGAGGACGGCGAGUUGGACGAGCUGCUGCUGGAGGAGGACGAGCAGCCGCUGGAUAAGAAGAGCCUGGUGCCGGCCGUGUAGGCGGCCCCGGUGGAGGGGGCGGCGCCGGCCGGCGCUGCGGGCCCACCCCGCCGCCACGGGACGUAUAUGCGGGAGGCACUGACCGUGAUCGAGGAGAACCAGGCUGAUGUGGGAAGCUGAGGCUUAGAACACGAGUGGAAUUUAUCACAGCGGCUGUUGUGGAGAAGAGAACCGGGGUGAACAGAACACUUUAUCUCGUGUUAUCCCACAGCAUUGAACUCUGCUUCCUCUGGAGCUGUGGAUCACCUUUUUUCUCUUUUCACCUUUCUCAACUGUCAUGUAGGCUUCAGGAGCCGUGGAGACUGACUAGUUCUUAGUAGUUGGUGUAUGUUAGGAAGAAAAGUGGAGGAAGCUUGAAAGCUUUUGUCAGUGCUCCAAUAAAAAUUGGUGAUCGUUUGAACAAUGAA